Molecule: messenger RNA, 1795 nt
Organism: Hemiscyllium ocellatum (epaulette shark)
Lineage: Eukaryota; Metazoa; Chordata; Chondrichthyes; Orectolobiformes; Hemiscylliidae
Product: cytochrome P450 2K1-like
Exons: 9
Coding region: 1-1491 (496 amino acids)
Biological process (GO): xenobiotic metabolic process
Cellular component (GO): intracellular membrane-bounded organelle; cytoplasm
Molecular function (GO): heme binding; iron ion binding; oxidoreductase activity, acting on paired donors, with incorporation or reduction of molecular oxygen, reduced flavin or flavoprotein as one donor, and incorporation of one atom of oxygen
Source: RefSeq, a predicted model, not a curated record
AUGGCUCUCCUCAAGCUCUUCCCCACAGACUACACCUUGGUCUUAUCUCUGCUGGCCCUCUUUCUCUUCCUGGUUGUGUCCGUAAUUCGGCGGAGAGUUCCCAGGAAUUUCCCUCCUGGACCGACUCCGCUUCCUCUGAUCGGAAACCUGCACCAACUGGACCUCAAGAAGCUGGACUGGUCUCUAAUGGGGCUCGCAGAGAAAUAUGGAAAUGUAUUUUCAGUGGAGCUUGGACCGCUGAAGGCAGUGGUGUUGACUGGUUAUGACGCAGUGAAAGACGCUCUUGUGAAUCAAGCUGAUCAAUUCAGUGGGAGGCCACCCAUCCCGAUAUUUGACGAUUAUUCAUUCCGAACUGGCGUGAUAUUCAGUGACGGGAAGUUGUGGCAGAAGAACCGAAAGUUUGUGAUCUCAGCUCUCCGAGGAUUUGGCAUGGGCAAGAAAUCCAUUGAAGACAGGAUCAGUGAAGAGGCCAGCUUUCUUGUCAAUGUGUUUGAGAGUCACAAGGGUCAGCCUUUUGAAACAGCACGGAUAUUGAAUUCGGCCGUGAGCAAUAUUAUCUGUUCCAUUCUAUUUGGAGAUCGCUUUGAUUAUGACGACAAAAUAUUUAACUCCCUCACAAACAUGAAUAAUGAGGUGGCGAUGUUGGCUGGAACAGCUUCAAUACAACUGUACAAUUCUUAUCCAUCUCUGGGAUUUCUGAUUCCGGCUCGCAGGAAGAUGAUUGAAAUUCGAGAUAAGAUGAUGGAAAUCUUUGACAGUUUCUUCAAAGCGGCUGAAGAAACCUUGAGUGAGAACAGCAUUCAGACCCUAAAUGAGGCCUUAAUUCUGAGGCAUCAGCAGGAAUCAAAAGGCCAAGCCUUGGAAAUUCAGAAAAAGGACAUGCUGAUUACAAUCAUUGACCUGUUUGGUGCUGGCACAGAAACCACUGCUACCACCGUGUGCUGGGGACUCCUUCUCAUGAUGAAAUAUCCAGAUAUCCAGAGGAAAGUUCAGGAAGAAAUCGAUCAGGUGAUAGGAGCCGGACGAGCCCCUGUAACCGAAGACCGAAAGCAAAUGCCUUACACUGAGGCUGUGAUUCAUGAAAUCCAGAGAUUUGCCAACAUCGUCCCCAUGAACCUUCCUCAUUCAACAACCGAGGACACACACGUGAAAGGACAUUUCAUUCCAAAGGGAACGUACGUGAUUCCUGUCCUGACCUCGGUGCUGCGUGACAAAACUCAAUGGAAAACUCCAAAGGAGUUUAACCCGGCUCACUUCCUGGAUGCUGAUGGGAAUUUUGUGAAGAGAGAUGCCUUCAUGCCUUUCUCUGCAGGUCGGAGGGUGUGCGCUGGUGAGGCACUGGCUAAAGUGGAGCUUUUCCUGUUCUUCACCACCUUGCUGCAGAAGUUCCACUUCCAGGCCCCACCAGGCGUGACAGACCUGGACACUAACCCGGGAAUCGGCUUAGUGACCUCCCCGAAACCCCACCGGGUUUGUGCUGUGUCUCGCUGAUGGGACCCAGCGACAGGCCCAGUCGGUCUUUCACUGCUGGGUUUAUAAAGGUGGGACUCGAUUAUCCUAUCUCUAUGCUAGCUGCGACACAAUCGUUUACUGUUUGCACAAAGCGUAAUUCCAUCAGCUUGUCUCCGAAACACUCUCCCGUUAAUGAUAACAAUUCCAAGGAACAUUUUUUCCAGUUGUAUAAAGAAGCUGGAAUCCCAUUGAGAGGCGUGAGUCCACUGACCACUCAACCAAUCCAACUCAUUCAUUUUGAGAAAACUUUACACACGAAGCAUUGACUUAAUCGGGUUAUCGA